Symbiodinium sp. CCMP2592 is the source of this 219-nucleotide messenger RNA. NCBI's taxonomy places the organism in Eukaryota, Dinophyceae, Suessiales, Symbiodiniaceae. The record is from the annotation of a GenBank genome assembly.
AUGGUCCUGGGUGCCGGGCGCGGUCCUCUAGUGGAAGCAGCGGUGAAGGCAGCAGCGCAGGCGGAGGUUCAGGUGGAGCUCUAUGCCGUGGAGAAGAAUCCUAAUGCAGUCCGUCCAUGCCCUCCGGCACCGGCAGAGAAGGGAUGGAUGGACAUCGGUGCAGGUGGAACCUUGAGACUCGAGCCGCUGCAGACACUCUGGCAUCCAGUUUGUACUUGA